This is a messenger RNA of Amyelois transitella, 1538 nucleotides long. It is a transcript of the gene wuho, whose product is annotated as tRNA (guanine-N(7)-)-methyltransferase non-catalytic subunit wuho. The transcript has a single exon. Gene Ontology annotation, cellular component: nucleus; tRNA methyltransferase complex; cytosol. Gene Ontology annotation, biological process: RNA (guanine-N7)-methylation. Lineage: Eukaryota; Metazoa; Arthropoda; Insecta; Lepidoptera; Pyralidae. The record is from RefSeq and is a predicted model, not a curated record. Bases 390 to 1523 code for a protein of 377 amino acids. Gene Ontology annotation, molecular function: protein binding; tRNA (guanine(46)-N7)-methyltransferase activity.
UAGUCCGGUGUGCGUCCAGAUUAUAGGUAUCAAUUAUUAUUCAUGUCAACGUCAUAACUCUUGAGUUAGACAUUAUCUAUCUAUAUUUGUAGUAACCUCAAAACUAUCAAAUAAAGUACUGUGGAAGUGGAAAUUGAUUUAGUACUAUUUUUUGGUGGAAACUAAUGUAAUUUACGAUUUUACGAUCUCUCUACAAUUUCUUUGUUUACAACGAAGUUUAACGACGAAAGAAAGUGCACAAUUUAAAUUUUUUGAGAAGAAGCCGUUCCAUUCUAAACUUUAUAAAUUAAAUAUGUAUGAAUGUUUGCAUCGAAUUGAAUUGAACACCUAUGUUUAUUUGUUGAUCGAAUAAUAACUUUGCAACUUACGCUGAUUUACUUCAGAGGAAGAUGAGUUGCAUAGCUGUGUGUGAAAGUUCCAUCGUCGUAGCGAAAGGUUUAGUUGUUGAUGUUUACGACUAUUCUUCUCAUAAUUACAUACACGCGCUUGUAUCAUCACAAAGUUUUGAUAAAGAUCAUAUUAUUGAUAUAGCAAUAUCAAAUAACUCUAAACAUCUGGCAUUCAUAACCUCUGCGUCUAAAAAACUUUUGGUGUACACUCUACCUUUGACAAACGAUGAAGUUCACAAAACUUAUCAACUACCAAGAAGCGCAAGUAGAAUAAGAUUUACAACAAAUGAUGAACAAAUAUUAGUUGCAGACAAAAGCGGUGAUGUACUUAUUUUUAACAUCAAGGAAAAAGAUGGUGGAUCUAAACUUCUGGGACAUUUAAGUUUACUUCUAGAUGUUUUACAAACAGGUAAUGGAAAACAUAUCAUCACGUGUGACCGAGAUGAGAAGAUAAGGGUGUCAUGCUACCCUAAUACUUAUAACAUUGAAUCAUUUUGUUUAGGUCACAGUGAAUUUGUAAAUCAUAUAGAAAUGUUACCUCACAAUUCAAAUUUAUUAACAAGUACAUCAGGAGAUGGAACAAUCCGAGUUUGGGAUUACAUAAAGGGGCAAUUAAUUUAUUGUAUUGAUACAUUUCUUGAUAUCAACGAUGAAGAACUAAGACUUAAGUUUUGCAAACUUAUGGAAGAAGAUGGAGUAGAAGUGAAUGCUCUGCCAAUAGUUCAUUAUACAGUUACCCAGUUAAAUGAAUCGAGCAGCUUGUGUGCAGUUUAUGUGCACUCUUAUAAUGCAAUACUUUUUUACCAUUUACAAUCUACAGACAAUGAAACCAAUUAUUUGUUGGUUGAAAAAUUAACAUUAGAUUAUGUUCCUGCUGCUUUUAAAUUUUACAAAUUAUGUUUCUACAUAUACAAUGACAUAAACUGCAAUAUCAAAAUAUACAACAUUUUACGUAAACCUGAUAAUAUCCAUUUACAAUUUGCAAAUCAAAUAGAUUUGGUUGAGCUGAGCAAUAAAAUAAAAGAAACUAAAAAUAACUUUGAAAUAAUUAAAGUUUUGUAUAAACGUAAGUUUGAUAAUGUUCAAGAAUAUCAAGAACGAAAGAAACAGAGGCUUGAGAAAAAUUCUAAAUAAAUAAAAUUUUAUUCA